AUCGUAGUCGUCGUCAUCGUCGUGGUCGUUGUCCUCCUCAUCGUCGUCCUGGUCCUUGUCCUGUUUCGACGCAUUUAAUUGGGCAACCGUAAUCGUAACCGACCGAAUCGACUACGUGAUUGGUCGAAACUUUACUGUUAUGCCUGUUCUACAAUGAGUUAUAAGUCGUGAGAAAUCUAGCCAAUCAUAGUUGAUUGUAGAAAAGAAAAUCGAACAUGAUUGGUUAAAUUUCUUACGAUCAACGACUUACGGUUCAUUGUAGAACAGGCAUUACAUCUUACGUAUGAGUAAUGGCCGACUCGUCGAGACAAAAUUUUCGUAACGUGUUAAUCGUCGCCGUUGCAUACAGCGAAUUUCGAAAGUCCUCCAUUCCGCAUGCAGUACCGAAUUGUUUAUAUCGCGCGGUCAGUGUUUUCUAGGAUUCCUAGGAAGGGCCCGCGCGCUCUUUCCCCUCGAGGCAUCGUUGACGCGCGUACCCCCUCCCCCCUCCUCACUGCCAAAAUUUUCCGCCAACUUCAGUCGCGUCGCAUUAGCGGGAGGCCUAGGUGUGCUAUGGCGCUCGCUCCGCGUUCUUCGCGCCUUUUUCCACCUUUCGAUCGAGAAAGAAAGUUUCGUCGAACCAUCGAAUCUGUGGCGACGAGCGGGACGAUCCGGUCGAUCACAAUUAGCGUGUCUCGUCGUUGAAAUAAUCUAUCAAUCACGUCGUUGCGUGUGUACGUACGUUUGUCGAAUGUCGAAAGCGUCGGUUUCGCGGGGCGCGAGUGACUCAGCAAAUUAUGGCGAGUGAUCGCGGUGCGCGAGUGCUUACGCAAUCCGGAACUUCUCGUCGUCCUCCUGGUCUUCGUCCUCGUCGUCGUCGCUGUUGUCGUCGUCGUCGUCUGGAACGAAGGAACGACAAGGAGGAGCGGAAAGGAGCAGGAAAAAGAGACGAAAGGGGAUGGACUGCUGUAUGUGGAACGGCAAGGAGGAGCGGAAAGGAGCAGCAGGAAAAGGAGACGAAAGGGGAUGGACUGCUGUAUGUGGUACCAUAAGAAUCGACGCGUUUGAAGAAACGAAGCGUUUCUCUCGACGGUAUUUGCCGUGUCAGCGUUCGACCAAGAAGGGGCAGCGACGGUGCUAUUUAAACCGCUGGGUAUCAAUAAAGCAGGAGUUUUUGGCGAAUUUCAUUGAUUUCCGAUGGAGUUGCGCUGAUAUGCCGGCCCGUCGCCAUCCGCAGGUAGGCUACAUUUUGCACAACAUUGUAAUUGAUUGGACCUGUGGCCUGAUAACCGCCUCGCGACCUCGGCUACCUCGCGUUCGAUACGCGCACUCGGUCAUGGAAUAAUUAUUUCCCUCCUUU
Monomorium pharaonis (pharaoh ant) is the source of this 1339-nucleotide messenger RNA. RefSeq lists its product as uncharacterized. The transcript is spliced from 3 exons. The record is from RefSeq and is a predicted model, not a curated record. Bases 938 to 1324 code for a protein of 128 amino acids. NCBI's taxonomy places the organism in Eukaryota, Metazoa, Arthropoda, Insecta, Hymenoptera, Formicidae.